Molecule: messenger RNA, 939 nt
Organism: Manis pentadactyla (Chinese pangolin)
Lineage: Eukaryota; Metazoa; Chordata; Mammalia; Pholidota; Manidae
Product: olfactory receptor-like protein OLF2
Exons: 1
Coding region: 1-939 (312 amino acids)
Biological process (GO): sensory perception of smell; G protein-coupled receptor signaling pathway
Cellular component (GO): membrane
Molecular function (GO): G protein-coupled receptor activity; olfactory receptor activity; odorant binding
Source: RefSeq, a predicted model, not a curated record
AUGGCUGCUGACAACUGCACUGGGGUCACUGACUUCAUAUUCCGGGGCCUCCCUGGCAGACAGGACAUACAGCAGGGGCUCUUUGUGCUCUUCCUGCUGGUUUAUGGCAUAACCGUGGUUGCCAACCUGGGGAUGAUCCUGCUGGUCAAGGUGGACCCCAGACUCCACUCGCCCAUGUACUAUUUCCUGAGCAAUCUGUCCUUCUGUGAUGUCUGCUACUCCUCCACUGUCUCUCCCAAGAUGCUGGCUGAUUUCUUAUCUGAGCAGAAGAGGAUUCCACAUAACUUAUGCGCCAUUCAAAUGUAUUUCCUUUGUGCCUUUGCAGAUGUGGAAUGUCUCCUGUUGGCGGUCAUGGCUUAUGACCGUUAUGUAGCCAUUUACAACCCACUUCUUUAUAUAGUGGCCAUGCCCAGGAGACUCUGUAUCCAGCUCGUGGCCUUUGUGUACAUGGGAGGGUUGGUUGACUCGGCAAUCCACACCUGUUGUACAUUUCAAUUGUCGUUCUGCAACUGCAACAUCAUCAACCACUUUUUCUGUGACAUCCCACCCUUGCUAGCCCUCUCUUCCUCAGACACCUCCAUCAAUGAGAUCCUUUUGUUCAUUUUCAGUAGCUGUGUUGUGGGGCUCAGCAUCAUUACUGUCCUCCUCUCUUACGUGUACAUCGUAAGUGCCAUCCUGAGAAUGAAGUCAGCAGAGGGCAGACUUAAAGCCUUCUCUACGUGUGCCUCCCACUUAACCGCAGUGGCCAUAUUCCACGGCACACUGCUGUUCAUGUAUUUCCGACCCAGCACCAGUUACUCCAUGGACAUGGACAAAGUGGCCUCUGUUUUCUACACAGUUGAUAUCCCUAUGCUGAACCCGCUGAUCUACAGCUUGAGGAAUAAAGAUGUGAAAGAUGCCCUGAAAAAAAUUAUCAGUACUAAAUUAUGUUCUGUGUGA